Papaver somniferum (opium poppy) is the source of this 3653-nucleotide messenger RNA. RefSeq names its product F-box protein CPR1-like. Gene Ontology annotation, molecular function: protein binding. The coding region runs from base 225 to 1466 and encodes 413 amino acids. Lineage: Eukaryota; Viridiplantae; Streptophyta; Magnoliopsida; Ranunculales; Papaveraceae. The record is from RefSeq and is a predicted model, not a curated record. The transcript is spliced from 2 exons.
AGAGGGAAACCCCGUGUGUCCCUGUUCCCAGAAACAGCUCAGUAAAUUCCCUAGUCCCCAGAAUUUCUCUUCUUGAAACCCCUAAAUCCCCAAUUCCUUCUAAUUGAAAAUUCUAUAUAUCAUUACUAAGAGAAGAUAAUCAGUUGUAAAAAUCAUUGAUUUUGAAAAGUCCUAAUUCUAUAGGAGAAGAUAAUCAGCAGAAAUCUCAUCUUCAAGCUACGACGAUGUUGAGUCGUCUUCCAGAAGAGAUUCAACUUGAGAUCUUUAUGAAAUUACCAGCGAAUUCCAUUUUAAUUUGCAGGUGCGUAUGCAAGUUUUGGUAUUCUCUACUUUGUAACCCUAAAUUUGUCAACAAUCAUCUCAUACAAACUAUUCAAACCAGAAAACCUAGAUUCAUUUUAAGUCGAACACAUCUUUGGUUAAGUAAGAACCCAAUUGUUUACUCUAUUGAUUAUGCUUCAGUAUUAUCAUCAUUAUCACUGUCAAUAUCAACAUCGUUAUCAUUGUCAAUUUCAGUAGUAUAUGAUGAUUGUGACUUUGACGGAGCUCUUCGAUUGGAUUAUCCAUUUGAAUACAAGAAAAUUCGUUCUUUUAAUGUUUUGGGUUCUUGUAACGGCUUGAUUUGCUUAAGUAUUGCUGAUGGAUGUGGUAAUCCUUUAGAUAAUAGCAUUUGUAUUUGGAAUCCAACAACCAGAGAAUAUAAAGAGAUAUCAUUACCCCAGUAUCCAUUGGUUGAGGAAGAAUAUUCUUAUCAAAUCAGAUAUGGGUUUGGCCAUGAUAGUGAAAUUGACGAUUACAAGGUAGUACGAAUAUCGGGUUCUGAAAACUCUCCUGAUUGCUUUAGCAUGAAAGUGUAUACAUUGGGAUUGGAUUCUUGGAAUUGUAUCGACAACCCCAGCUCUUACUCGUUUCUUCCUUUUACAAAUACUUGUGGUUUGCUUUUCCAUGGAGCUCUUCAUUGGAUUGGCAAAGCAUCCUCUAAAGUUAUCGUUGCUUUCAAAAUUAGCAGUGAGAGGCUCCUGGAUGUGCCUUUACCAGAGGUAAUUAUGGUACCUCCAGAAAAUGGAGAAGAAUUGGAUAUACAUGUGGGCGUGCUGGGAGACUGCCUAUGCUUAGCUGUUCUUGUGAGAGACAUCCGAUCUGAUGUAUGGGUGAUGCAAGAGUAUGGAGUAAGAGAGUCUUGGACUAAACAAUUUACCAUAACCCAAGACCAAUUAUCAAUAAGAUGGGAUAUGUAUAAAUUUAAGCCCAUAUGGUCUUUUGAAAAUGGUGAGAUUCUAAUAAAUACCCAUACGGAUUUAAUUUUAUAUGAUAAAGUAAGUGGAAGAGUUAGAAAGGUGUACUUCCCUGAUACUGCUUUAAGAGGAAAUUUAGAUAUUCUGCCGAAGAACAUAGAGAGUUAUGUGGUAAGCCUAGUCCCACUUAAAUCUGGGACUUAUGUGGAGAAAAUUUUCUUACAUACUUGAACGUGGAGAACUCCAGCUAGGCGAUAGAUAUUGAGAGUCGUGAUUAGAGAGCAGAAAAAGACCACAAUACAACAAAGAUCUUCUCAACAACAUUACUUGGAUUCCAUUUAUAAUUUUGUUAGAUGCCUUGAAAAGCAAUUCCAAAAUUAUGGUUAUGGAGGCAGCAAGUAAACCCAACUCCACACAUUAUGCUGUCAUGGUCUUUCUGGCUCUUAGUUGGGUACUUAUCACUUUUGAUAAUUAAAUGUAGAAGAAAGGAUGUAUCAAUCCUGAUUGGUAAGACUUGUAAACAAUCAUGAUUAAUCAAAAGGUUGCAACUGACAGAACAUUAGCAAAAAAAUAAUUGAUGUAAAUUUUUUUAAAGUAAGUACGAUACUUGUUGUCAUUGCACCUUAUUGUAAUGAAUCUAGUAGUCUAGUUAGCCAUUAGAAGCUCUUCUUGAAAUAAUAAAUUAGUUCUUAUUUGGAUCUUUUAUGUACUGUGUCGAUCCUUUUUCCUUCGAUGGAAAAACUCUAUGAUUGAUAAAGAGAUAUGUCGAGGCAUAUAGGUUUGGAUUUUGGCUCAGAUUUGGAUUCACGCUAAUGAAGGAAAGUAAUUAUAUCUUGUAUUUUUUCGGCUAAUUUUUCUCAAAUUAACUGAAUCAUAUAAUUAGAGGAAAAAUAGACGACACAUGGCGAUGCAUAAUUGGCGGGACAUGAGGGUAUAGGAAAGUAGGGGACAGGAGAUCCGAAGACCUUUUUGUCUGUUAUAAGUAUGACAACUUCUUUAUUUGAGUAGAAACUGGUUAAUAGUUUUUUUAUGAUUUUUGAUUUGGCUUCUAAUCGCUCUUUGCUGCCUUAUGGCAUUCUGUUGCUUUUGAAUUCAAUAUUUGCAUCUUAUACUGUGAGAAAGUAGUGCCUCCUUACAAUUGACUGAAAUAAACCAAGUACUAGGAUCAAGGAACACGUAGAAUACGUAAGUUAUUAUCAGCAUUUACAGGUAUAUUAUGAAGAAAAAUAAUAUAUAUUGCAUGUAUGAUGCUAAGGAUCUGCUUGGCUUGCCAUUCUCUUGUCACUAGGGAAUUAUACUGAAAAUUAAGACUAAGUAGGUUACUUAUAAUAUUGCAUUUAUUUCAUGACCACUGACUGAAAACAAUUAUUAGAAACAUGGAACAGCUAAUAGGUUACUUCAGAACAUUUAAGAAACUAGAGGUUAUAUGUAACGUACUGCAUGAAUAAUGCAAACUAAGGAUCAUCAUGGACGCCUAUUUGCUUGUCAUUGGAAGCAUUUGUGAACAUUCUCCUUCUCUCAUUCACAUGGUGUGAUUUCGGAAUCAAUUGCUGGUAGUCUUAGGGUGUUGGGCCAUAUGCACUGAUCACUUGGCGACCAAACUAUGCUGGUACUAGCAUGAUCUAGAAGAAUAUAUUAUUUCUGUAAUGUUCCCAAAAAAGUAUGAAAUAGAAGAACAUAUCCAAGUGCAUGUCAGCAUCUCUAAAGCUAUGUAUGCCCAUAUAGCUGAAACUAGCAAUUCCUUGCUCAGGAAUCGAGGAAUGUUAUUGGUUUUCUAAUGUGAAGAAGUCUGCAAAGCAGCUUCCUUUGGAUACUUAUGGCAGGGACGGAGGCAUAGCGAGACAAAUGGGGUCCCUAGACCCCACUUGUUGUAGGAAUUUACCUAGAAAAGGCUUAGUAAUUUUGUAAUUUAAGUCACCUGUGGGGGCAAUAUGUAAUGGAAAUUGGUAAAAUUCUCUGCUGACCCUCUCACGGUAGUUAAUUUAGAAUCAUGCCUUUGUAAGUUUCAUCCAGCCACUACGCAAAUUAAAACAAAAAUACGGUUGGUGUACCAUUUUUCUUUCUGUAGUUAUCUUUUAUUAUUAUUAAGUUUGUGUACUUUCAUGUUUAUUCAUCUUUUAAUCCAGCACUAUGUAAGCAAACCCCAAUUGUUCACGUAAUAUUGCACUUUGUUCUUAAAAUUUUCUGGCGGCCUCCGGCCGCAUUUGGUUUCCAGUCUUAUUCAAACAAAAAUCAUCAGUAUGUCUCUGCUUUGGAUCAUAUAUUGGUGGUGUUUAUAGAUUUACUUGAUUUUAAUACUACUGUGCGAGCUUCUAUAUGACGGUUCAAUUUUUCGGUGUGAAUGUCAAAAAAAAUAAAAUCCGACCCCAUAGCGUGAGAGCUCUGGCUCCGUCACUGACUUGUGGUCUCUUUAUUAAA